UCCCCCCGCCUCCUUUACGCCCCUCCCCCCUCCUCCCCUCUGGUUGGAAAGUUUCUAGAAUCUCUUCCCAGCGGCCUUUGCGGUUCCAACAUGGCGGAGCUGACGGUGGAGGUUCGUGGCUCCAACGGGGCUUUCUACAAGGGAUUUAUCAAAGAUGUUCAUGAAGACUCCCUCACAGUUGUUUUUGAGAACAACUGGCAGCCAGAACGCCAGGUUCCAUUUAAUGAAGUUAGAUUACCACCACCGCCUGAUAUAAAAAAAGAAAUUAGUGAAGGAGACGAAGUAGAGGUGUAUUCAAGAGCAAAUGACCAAGAACCAUGUGGAUGGUGGUUGGCUAAAGUUCGAAUGAUGAAAGGAGAGUUUUAUGUCAUUGAAUAUGCUGCUUGUGAUGCCACUUACAAUGAAAUAGUCACAUUUGAACGACUUCGGCCUGUCAAUCAAAAUAAAACUGUCAAAAAAAAUACCUUCUUUAAAUGCACAGUGGAUGUUCCUGAGGAUUUGAGAGAGGCGUGUGCUAAUGAAAAUGCACAUAAAGAUUUUAAGAAAGCAGUAGGAGCAUGCAGAAUUUUUUACCAUCCAGAAACCACACAGCUAAUGAUACUGUCUGCCAGUGAAGCAACUGUGAAGAGAGUAAACAUUUUAAGUGACAUGCAUUUGCGAAGUAUUCGUACGAAGUUGAUGCUUAUGUCCAGAAAUGAAGAGGCCACUAAGCAUUUAGAAUGCACAAAACAACUUGCGGCAGCUUUUCAUGAGGAAUUUGUUGUGAGAGAAGAUCUAAUGGGCCUGGCAAUAGGAACACAUGGUAGUAACAUACAGCAAGCUAGGAAGGUUCCUGGAGUUACAGCUAUUGAGCUAGAUGAAGAUACUGGCACAUUCAGAAUCUAUGGAGAGAGUGCUGAUGCUGUAAAAAAGGCUAGAGGUUUCUUGGAAUUUGUGGAGGAUUUUAUUCAGGUUCCUAGGAAUCUUGUUGGAAAAGUAAUUGGAAAAAAUGGCAAAGUUAUUCAGGAAAUAGUGGACAAAUCUGGUGUGGUUCGGGUGAGAAUUGAAGGAGACAAUGAAAAUAAACUACCUAGAGAAGAUGGUAUGGUUCCAUUUGUAUUUGUUGGCACUAAAGAAAGCAUCGGAAAUGUGCAAGUUCUUUUAGAGUACCAUAUUGCUUAUCUAAAGGAAGUAGAACAGCUAAGAAUGGAACGCCUACAGAUUGAUGAACAGCUACGACAGAUUGGUAUGGGUUUCAGACCUUCUUCCACCAGAGGGCCUGAAAAGGAAAAAGGAUAUGCCACUGAUGAAAGUACCGUCUCUUCUGUACAAGGUUCUAGGUCUUAUAGUGGAAGAGGCAGAGGUCGUCGGGGCCCUAAUUACACCUCCGGUUAUGGUACAAACUCUGAGCUGUCUAACCCCUCUGAAACAGAAUCUGAGCGUAAAGACGAGCUGAGUGAUUGGUCAUUGGCAGGAGAAGAUGAUCGAGAGAGCCGACAUCAGCGUGACAGUAGGAGACGCCCAGGAGGAAGAGGGAGAAGUGUUUCAGGGGGUCGAGGUCGUGGUGGACCACGUGGUGGCAAAUCCUCCAUCAGUUCUGUGCUCAAAGAUCCAGACAGCAAUCCAUACAGCUUACUUGAUAAUACAGAAUCUGAUCAGACUGCAGACACUGAUGCCAGCGAAUCUCAUCACAGUACUAACCGUCGUAGGCGGUCUCGUAGACGAAGGACUGAUGAAGAUGCUGUUCUGAUGGAUGGGAUGACUGAAUCUGAUACAGCUUCAGUUAACGAAAAUGGGCUAGAUGAUAGUGAAAAAAAACCCCAGCGACGCAAUCGUAGCCGCAGGCGUCGUUUCAGGGGUCAGGCAGAAGAUAGACAGCCAGUCACAGUUGCAGAUUAUAUUUCUAGAGCUGAGUCUCAGAGCAGACAAAGAAACAUCCCAAGGGAAACUUUGGCUAAAAACAAGAAAGAAAUGGCAAAAGAUGUGAUUGAAGAGCAUGGUCCUUCAGAAAAGGCAAUAAAUGGCCCAACUAGUGCUUCUGGCGAUGAAAUUUCUAAGCUACAGCGUACUCCAGGAGAAGAAAAGAUUAAUACCUUAAAAGAAGAAAACACUCAAGAAGCAGCAGUCCUGAAUGGUGUUUCAUAAACUGAAGAAGUUCCUAGUUUACAGUUCUUUUACAUUACAUUUUACAAUAGUGCUUGUACAAGCUUGCCAAAGAUAGAAUAUGGAUCGCCAGUCUUUACAUCGCACUUUCAGUUCCUCCAUUUGGAAUUCAGAAAGGGGAGGGAUCCUGAAGAAAUCAUAUGUUAAACAUACUUUGACACCUACUGUGUUAUAAAAUAUAUCAUCAGAUGUGCCUUGAGAAUAGUAUAUGUAACAUUAAAAAAAGUUGCUGGCUAUAGGAAA
This is a messenger RNA of Panthera uncia (snow leopard), 2385 nucleotides long. RefSeq names its product FMR1 autosomal homolog 1 (gene FXR1). The transcript has 17 exons. Bases 91 to 2124 code for a protein of 677 amino acids. Gene Ontology annotation, molecular function: translation regulator activity; protein homodimerization activity; mRNA 3'-UTR binding. Lineage: Eukaryota; Metazoa; Chordata; Mammalia; Carnivora; Felidae. Gene Ontology annotation, cellular component: membrane; dendritic spine; neuronal ribonucleoprotein granule. Gene Ontology annotation, biological process: regulation of modification of synaptic structure; central nervous system development; positive regulation of protein phosphorylation. The record is from RefSeq and is a predicted model, not a curated record.